Molecule: messenger RNA, 888 nt
Organism: Lolium perenne
Lineage: Eukaryota; Viridiplantae; Streptophyta; Magnoliopsida; Poales; Poaceae
Source: RefSeq, a predicted model, not a curated record
AUGCACGCCCCUGGCCCCUGGCCCAUCUACACGAACCAGCGCCGCCUGGCCCGACUGACCCGCUCCCGCUUGGCCGCCCCCGUCGCCAAGGCCACGGCCGCCCCGCUCGAUUCGCCCCACGCCCGCCCAGCAUCGCCUCCACACGCGCACAGCAACCACGCACGCGCGCGCGCUCGCCAGCCAACUCCCGCGGCCGCCCCGCUCAGCACGCCCGCCCGCCCAAGCCGCUCGACCCAGGCCGCCGCACGUCGCUCCAAGCCCACCACCGGUGCUCAACACCAGCUCGAUCCCCUCCAGCAAUCGACGAUUUUUGCCCCAAAUUUCCGCUGCGUGUUCAUCCAGUUCAUCAAAUUCGUGCUCACCGGCACUGCCGGCAAAAACAGAGCGGCACUGCCGCUGCGCCUCCACCACCACGCGCUCGCUCCACCAGGCAGCUUCCGCUCGCCGCACGCGCCCGCAUCAUCGCGCCAAACGCCGCCCGCCAACUCCCUGCCGGCCUCACGCGCCAAGCUCCGCCCGCCCGCUUGCUUGCAGCUUCCGCGAGCGCUGCCGCCCGGCCACCACCAUCCGCUGCACGCGCGCAGCCCGGCCGAGCCCCACACCAGGCCGCUCCUCCGCCGGACGCCGGCCCAAGCCCCGCGCGCGCUCAGCCGCCCUUGGCCCUCCACUCCCGCCGCCAGCGCCCGCCAUCCAACCCACUGCGCACCUACCCGCCCGCCCUGCGCUGCUACGCAGGCCGCCACCAGCACCAACCAUCGACGCCCCGCCGGCGCUCGCUUUUCCCUUGCCCGCUUCCGCCCCCUGCUCCACUUGGUCAACCCGCCGGCCUCCAAAUCGAUUCACUCGCGCGCAGCAAGCAGAAACAGCACGCGCGCAUCCUCCACUUGA